AUUGUUUCAAUAUACUUAUUUAUGUAGACAUCUAAAGUAACAAAAAUCGUAGGUCUAAUCCAAUCGUGAAAAGUAGUCAAAUUCGUCACUUAAAAAAGAACCCGACCCGAUUCGACCCAUCAGCGACAGUCCAAACUAGUAUUACUCCGCCGGCGAAAUAUCUCACCACCGCCGGCAAUCUCAACGAGUGGCUCUCAAUUCUAGCCUCUACUCAGAUAAAGCUAAUAUUCAAGAUAUGGAUCUAUUAGUUGCCACAUUGUUGCUUGGUCUUGUGUUGGGCUUGCUCGUUGUAAUCCCUCUCCUGCGUAAAUCUGAUCAUGGGAAAGCAAAAGGGGUGCAGUCAAAAAUUAGUGCUGAGGCAUCCAAAGCAUACACGAAAUCGGAAGUUUCUUUGCACAACAAGAGGACUGAUUGUUGGAUCAUCAUAAAGGAAAAGGUUUAUGAUGUCACGUCUUAUGUAGAAGAACACCCGGGCGGUGAUGCCAUUUUAGUACAUGCUGGCGAUGAUUCUACCGAUGGCUUUUUUGGGCCGCAACAUGCCACCCGUGUAUUCGACAUGAUCGAGGAUUUCUACGUUGGAGAUCUAAUUAAGUAAAUGAUUGGAUUCUUCGAUUUUGUUUUGAUGACCUGUAUUUUGCCGAUUACGAACAUGUUAAUAUAGGGAUCAAUCCUUGUAUCCGCAGCAAAAAGUUUACUUUUUUAACAUUCUUGAAUUAGUGCAAACCUUCAAUUUUGUAGCCCUAAAUAAUGCCUGCUGGAACUUCUUUGAUUGUGAUUUUUACCCACUGUUUGA
Messenger RNA from Erythranthe guttata (spotted monkey flower), 793 nucleotides. It is a transcript of the gene CB5LP, whose product is annotated as cytochrome B5-like protein. The record is from RefSeq and is a predicted model, not a curated record. Gene Ontology annotation, cellular component: membrane; intracellular membrane-bounded organelle. Gene Ontology annotation, molecular function: heme binding. Lineage: Eukaryota; Viridiplantae; Streptophyta; Magnoliopsida; Lamiales; Phrymaceae.